CACCUGUCGAUACGUACACGCAAUAUGUUCACCUUGUUAUUAUUGAGUGCGUUGGCUGGGGUGGCAUUGUCAGGCAGAUCCCCCAACGCGGACUUUAUUGAAAGAGUAUUCGAAGUUCCUGGAGCUAGGUACUCUACAGAUAUACUCAUAGAUGCGAAAUUGGAUGUGCCAGGUUUGGUGGCCAGGUAUGGCUACCCCAUCGAAAUUCAUGAAGUCACAACCGCAGAUGGGUACAUCUUGACAAUGCACAGAAUCCCCCAUGGGAAGGAGCGUAACAAUGAGCCAGACGCGAACAAGCCCGUCGUUUUUAUCAUGCAUGGACUUGUGUCUUCCUCGGCUGACUUCCUAGUACUUGGACCAGGGAAUGCUUUGGGAUAUUACCUCGCUGAGGAGGGCUAUGACGUGUGGUUGGGCAAUGCUCGCGGUAAUUUCUAUUCGCGUCGUCACCUCAAUCUAAACCCGGACAAUUUCUUGAACCAAGCGUUCUGGAGGUUUAGCUGGGACCAGAUAGGGAACUACGAUCUACCUGCAUUCGUCGACUACAUUCUCGCUAAGACUGUGCAACCCAAACUCCACUACAUAGGCCACUCGCAAGGCGGAACCGCCUUUUUGGUUUUGAACUCUUUGCGACCUGAAUACAAUGAGAAGUUUAUCUCAUUCCAAGGCAUGGCACCCGCUUCAUUCUUUACUCAUAAUAAUAAAGCAGUAUUCCGGUCAUUGGCUCCCCUGGAAACUGUACUUGAGACCACAGCAUUCGCAAUGGGGAUGGGUGAAGUAUUCCCAAACAUGGAUUUUGUCGAGUGGUUUGUCAGAAACUACUGUCUGGAGGCAUCUGUCUUCGAACCAAUGUGCGGUGGUUUAAGUAUUACUGGAUCUUCUGAUUACGUCAAUGAGACUAUGCAACCAGUUUUCUUCGGACACGCACCAGCAGGGUCCUCCAUUCGUCAAAUAUCUCACUUUGGCCAGAACAUUAGAUUCGACACGUUUCGGCGCUUCAACCACAACCGACUUACAAAUAUCUUGCAAUACGGUUCUGCUACUCCUCCGGAUUACAACUUAUCCAGAAUCACAGUACCAGCCUACAUCUACUAUGCUACAAUGGACAGCUUAGUCUAUCCCAAAGAUGUCUUAAAACUAUGCGGAAAACUACCUAAUUUGGUCCUUUGUCAUCGUAUACCAAGUGAAACCUUUGGCCAUCUGGAUUUCAUUUGGGGAAAUGGUGUGAGGACACUUCUGUACAAGAAAAUAUUAGAUCAAAUGAGGGAAUCUGAAGAUAAAUAUUUGUAAUAGCAUGAUAUUAUUGGAAAUUUAUAAGUGUUAUAAAGUAAAUUAUUUUUAAAUUAAGUGACUCAUACAGAUAAGUUUAAAUAAAUAAAUAAGUUGUUUGUGCGUUUCUAUUCUUAAACAAAGGCCGUGCU
Molecule: messenger RNA, 1418 nt
Organism: Chilo suppressalis (striped riceborer)
Lineage: Eukaryota; Metazoa; Arthropoda; Insecta; Lepidoptera; Crambidae
Source: the annotation of a GenBank genome assembly